AUGAAAAGCUCCGCUGGAUUGACCAUUUUGCUGCUCUUUUUUCACGCUCAUUUGAACCAGGCGAACGAGAGCUCGGGAGAGCUGCACUUUGGUAAUGAAACCGAAUUUUCGAACAGCAGAGUCUUGUCGAGACGGAAAAGGUACUUGAUUUUUCCUGAGGGAAGCAACGUCCAGUGCGUUUAUUGUCUCACGAUCGGUGCAUACGCGAAACCAGGGGAAUUAGUGGUCGGCCUGACUGCAGCACUGGCCUGGGAGCUGCCGAGCAAGUUUGAGAAAAAGUUAUCAAAUUUGUUGCACCGUCGGAGUCGGAGUGUGAUUUAUCCGAAAAUCGAAGCGUUCCUGCAGUCGGCGGGUCUUGAUGGGAGAUCCUGCGUAAUGAGAGCGCUCUGCGAAGCAGGCCAAAGGGAUUCGACCGCAAUUGCAAGUGGCACAUUCGUCCAAGAGCUGCUGCACGCUAUUUUCAGCCUCCGAAACGACGGAACAAAGUUCGAGGUCGCUGGUCACGAGGAGUACGAUCGUGCCCACCAGCAGCACCAAGACUGCUCUCGUCUCUAUCCGACUUGCCAGCACUCGAUUUACGACUUAGACUUUUGACGGGAGCACGGAAACACAAAAAUAAAAAAAAAAAAAAAAAAAAAACACUGAGCAAGAGUUACAAAAAACGAGGAAAUGAACCCAACGAGAUAUUUCCACUUGCUUGGAACCUGAUCGAGGCAAAUGUACUGCCAGAUCUGAAGCUACGACUGUGCACAAAAAAGGAGAAGACCAGGAGAGAUAGAGAGAGAUAAAAAUAAGAAAAAAACAAGCCUGCAGUGAACCUUCCAAACGCUAUCAAAGGCCUCUGAUCGAAAAAUCGCUGCAAAACCUGCACUUUUACUGACCUGCCCUACUUUUUUUUUCUGGCAUUUUGCC
Molecule: messenger RNA, 912 nt
Organism: Venturia canescens
Lineage: Eukaryota; Metazoa; Arthropoda; Insecta; Hymenoptera; Ichneumonidae
Exons: 4
Coding region: 1-594 (197 amino acids)
Source: RefSeq, a predicted model, not a curated record